Messenger RNA from Linum trigynum, 2862 nucleotides. Lineage: Eukaryota; Viridiplantae; Streptophyta; Magnoliopsida; Malpighiales; Linaceae. The record is from the annotation of a GenBank genome assembly.
CGAAAAAGCCCGGAGAAGAUAACCAUCUGCAGAAGAGAGGCCGAGGGUUAAAAAUGGAAAUUCCUCUCUCUACCAAGGUGCCGUUUGGGUAAAUCGAAAAAUAAUUCAAGAAAACGAUGUGAAAAAGGCGUCCCACUGGCCACCGACUUAUGAUUUACCACUCACCUCUCGCCACCACAGUCCCCCAUUUCCUUCCGCCUUUUCCGUUUCCAAACGCCACCUGUCCCCUCCGCUUCCCCGCCGCCGCGCCUCCUCGCCACCACCGCCGUCCCCAUUUCCCCCUCUAUAUAUACUCGCUUCCUUUCUAAACCCUAGCCCAUUUUCUCAUUACUACUAGCAGCCACUCUCGCUCUCUCCCACUUCCAAAUUCUCUGUUUCUUGAAAACAAUGGCGUCUUCUUCUUCUUCUUCUUCUUCUUCUUCCUCCAACCUUGCUUUCUUCCUCCUCUCCCUUCUAAUCUCGAGCUCGGUCGCCAAUGCAGCCCACCACAAGGCCGCAGCGGCGCCGGCCCCCGCCGCGGACUGCUCCACGGUGGUGAUGUCGCUCAGCGACUGCUUGACCUUCGUGGAGAACGGGAGCACCACCACCAAGCCGGAGGGGGCUUGCUGCUCCGGCCUCGAGACCGUGCUGAAGACAAACGCCGAUUGUCUCUGCCAGGCUUUCAAGAGCAGCGCACAGAUGGGGAUUCCGCUCAACGUCACCAAAGCUCUAACCCUUCCUUCCGCUUGCAAGCUCAAAACUCCCCCGAUGUCCAGCUGCCAGCUGUCCAUGGCUCCCGCUGGUGCUCCUGUUGCAGUAGGAGGAUCAACCGCACUGCCACCAAGCGAGAUGACAGAAUCAGCUCCAGCUCCAUCCCCUGUUGGCGGCGCUCCGCCAUCCAACUCUGCUCAUGCUGUUGCUGUUUCCGGCGUCUUCUCAGUUGGAUCUCUAGUGGCGGCGAUGGCAACCCUCGCAGUUGCUUCAUUCUACUAGAGUAGCAGAUUCUGGACCGGGGUUUAUUUUCCAGUAGUAGAACUUCGUUAUAGAUAUGUUUAUCAUAUAUGUUUUAGAUCUUUCUACAUAGUUUGCGAGUAUGAGAGGGUUGUUCUGGCUUGGCACAUUUUGUUCUUCCUAAUGAGAUGAUUAUAUUUAUUGUGACUUGUCUGUUGCCUAAUUGGGGUUCAUCGUUCUUGUUGUGUUCGUCUUGUGGCUAUGAGAUUGCGUUGAUUUGUGCUCGAUUUCGUUUCAUUUGUGGACGGUGGAAGUUGGGUUGGUUUUGCUGUGAAAGCGUGUAAUUGAAUUGAAUGAUGAAAAGGGGAAACUUUUUACAGACGGGGAAUGUGGAGUUUCGCAGACUCCCCCAAGUAGCAUUCUUGCAGUUCUUAGUUCUUGGCAAGUUUUUGGGUUGCUCUAAUAGGCAAUGUUGAAUCAUUUCUCUCCUUAGUGCGGCCUGCCUUUUGUUAUUGUUCUUUCUUUUCACAUUAGCACGCCUCAUUCACCCAAGUUCAUUGACCCAAUUUGGUGCUUAUUCACGUAAAAGUAGGUGCUUCAAUAAUGAUUGAUCAAAGACGGACAAUGUGAACAUACCGAGUAUUGGAUCGUGAAAUGCCUAAUCGGACAUGAAAUAUUGUGAUUGUUCUUCCUUUUCACAUUAGCACGCCUCAUUCACCAAAGUUCAUUUGACUCAAUUUGGUGCUUAUUCACGCAAAAGUUGGUGCUUCCAUAAUGCUCGAUCAAAGACGGACAAAGUGAACAUACCGAGUAUUGGAUCGUGAAUUGCCUAAUCGGACAUGAAAUAUUGUGAACACGUAGUUGUACCAAGGUGCGGUUAAAGUUGUGAAUCGGAUUCGAUAUGAACACGAACUUGCACCAGAGACCAUAAGCACCAUGGCGGUUUCGCUAGAUUCUUUGAAGCCAUGAAACCUGGCUCCAUCCUUGUUUUCUUCUUUCUACUUUUCGUUCAUGCACUAGUGAUUAGUGAAGAUCAGCCAUGGAUUGGUUGAUAUGACCAUCGAACCUAAUCCAUCGGCGGAUGGAUUUUGCGAAUCGGAUACGAAUAACUAGAAGCAGAGAUUAUGAGGAUAUCUCUCUCUCUCUCUUCCCAUGGAGUAAGGAUAUGAGGAUGAGGAGAAUCUGUACCGUUUUUACUAAUCUGAUUUCCAAAAUUAGAAUCCACUGAUAUCUUGGUUGCAUGCAUAUCAGCAUAUAAUUGUGUUUAUUACUCCACGUGGCGAAUGGAUCACCAUGAAGAAAAAAUAAAUAGGCGAAUGACUUUCUUUACCUUACAUUAAUCAAGGUAAGGGUGUUGCGUUCGAGUGCUAAUAAUGUAGUUUCCAAUUCAGUGUUUAUCAAACCGUUGGUUCGAUCCGAAAAAUUUAUAAUCAAAGGCAAGUUUUAAGGGUCUAAAACAAUCGAACAAAAUUAAAUUAUGGUUUGAAGACAAAAUAUCUAUACUUCUCACUUAUUACAGUACAACCUCCGACAUGAUUUUACAAUAACUGAGUUUCAUACUUUUACUAUUAAAUGUCUAUAUCAAUCUUAUAUUAUAGUUUGCAACAUAAGGGUUAAUACCUUAUUUUGGACCAAACUAUGACCAUAUAAUCAACUUUGCCCACGUGGUUUCAGAAAUUCACAUUCUGGCUUUAACUAUGCAACAUAUUGACUCGAUUGGCCCGACACGUGGUUUGACCGUCAAUUUGGACGGUUAACGCCUUUGACUGUUAGUCAACACGCCAUGUCAUUGUCCAGUCAGCGUAAAAAUCAAUUAAAAUUUUCAAAUUCAAAUUAUUUUCUUAAUUUAUAUUAUUUAUUAUUUUCAAAUUAACAAAAAAAAAUUAAAAAAUUUGUUAAUUUUUGGUUAAUUAAUAAAAAUUUUCAUUUCCA